AUGGCGAGUACUACUGCUGAAACUGCGCGUGAAUUGAUUGCGAGGGUACGAGCGUGCGCAGCUCGUUUCUUUUGGGGGAGGAAAAACGAUCUGGACCCACCUGUCUGGGGAUAUCAGUGCCUUGCAUCAAAGAGGAUGCCAACGAAGAGAAAUGCCGUCAUGGCUCAAGUCGGGAGGAGUUCUAUUGCCUUGUAUUUUGCCUUAAUGUUGUGUUGGGGCUGCGGGGAAUUGGGGGCACGGGGGUGCGAGACGGAUUGGGGGAAGCAGCGCAACUCCAGGUGGGAAUUGAGCUGCGCAGGUCACAGUAGCUCCUUGCGGCGCCGGAGUCAUGCUCUAGCGAUCCAGGGGAUGCUGAGGUGCGUGGUUCUCUCGGGAUACGGUCUAGCUCAGAGAUAG
Molecule: messenger RNA, 396 nt
Organism: Morchella importuna
Lineage: Eukaryota; Fungi; Ascomycota; Pezizomycetes; Pezizales; Morchellaceae
Exons: 5
Coding region: 1-396 (131 amino acids)
Source: RefSeq, a predicted model, not a curated record